AUGGACCCUGAGACAUGGAUUACCCUCAGCCAGAAUCAGAAUCAGAUGUUCAACGCAAUCGAUAAAUUUCUCGUCCGAGAUGACCGUCCGAAGGUUAGGCAGGGGGUUUCUAGAUCAAUUGUUGGCACCUUGAAAAGACCUAUGCGUAACGACAUUAUUCCAUGUGAGGGGUUUGCGAAGUAUUUCUGGCAGAUUUUGGAUACGUUAUUAGUCCAGGACUCAAUAAGCCCUGAUUCUUCCGCAGAAUUCUACCAUGCUGCCCUUGUAAUAUUUCAGUUCCUGGGAAAUACCGAUGCCGCGUCAUUAGAGUUAGACCACUACCUCAGGACUUGGAGCUCCCGCCUGAUAGAGUAUCCUAUCACCGAGAUAGUCGGCCGUCCUAAGGAAGAUUAUAUAUUAACCGGUUUAUCAAAGCUGCUUUCCCAGUGUACAGCGCUUGCGCGGGAUCAAGCGAUAUCAGUCGGAAUGAAGGUGUCUGAGAGAAUCUUCGAGCGUUUGCUUUUUCCUGCAUAUCUAUUUGGAGAUCGGUACCAAGAUAUCGAAGCUGCCGAGCGGCUACCAUGCCUUCACGGGCCCACCCGCACAGAAAUAUACAGUCUUCUUCUUGAAUUGGUGAACGACCUGGAAUCUUCCACGCGAAUGGUUGCGCUCAAUCGACAGCUAUUCCCAAAAGAGGAUCCACUGCACGACAGCCAUAUCGCCGAUCGCACCAGAUGGGCAAGGUCCUCUGCCGGCCAUGUCGGUCUUCAAAAUAUGUCCAACACUUGCUAUCUUAAUUCUCUCAUUGCUCAACUCUUCAUGAAUCGCUCUUUUCGUGCCUUUAUUUUGGACAUGGACGCGAACCCCUCUGACGAAGCCCAGAGAUUGUUAUUCUCUAUGAAAGUUCUUUUCGCUCGGAUGCAAAAUAGUUACGCGAAAGCAGUUGAGCCGAAGGACUUUGUUGAAUCUAUUACAGAUUACGAAGGAGAGCAAAUUGAUAUCACAAUCCAGAUGGAUGUAGAUGAAUUCUACAAUCUGGUUUUUGAUCGCCUUGAAGGUCAGAUGUCUUCAAUGCAGAUGAAAUCGUCUUUUCGUGGGUAUUAUGGCGGCCAGCUAGUACAACAGGUAAAGUCGUCGGAAUGCGAACAUAUUUCGGAGCGCAAUGAACCAUUUUCGGCAAUCCAAUGCGAUAUCAAAGGGAAGACCAAUCUACAAGAAAGUCUAAAGGCAUAUGUUGGCGGAGAACACAUGGAUGGAGAUAAUAAGUACUCCUGCACUGAGUGUGGCCGCCAUGUGAAUGCUGUGAAGAGGACAUCCCUCAAAGAUCUUCCGAACGGAAUUAUCUUUCAUCUAAAGCGAUUUGAGUUUGACCUACAGACAAUGCACAGAAGCAAGAUCAAUGACAAGUUUGAGUUUCCGAACUGUAUUGAUAUGACACCGUAUACCACGGAUUUCCUGAGUGCCGAAGAAAAGGGGAAAGUCGCUCCCCUACCUGAUAUAUUCGAAUUAGUUGGGGUGUUGGUGCAUAGCGGGACCGCCGAAUCUGGUCAUUACUAUUCAUACGUUAGGGAUCGCCUUUCGGAUUCAGCUAACCCCCAGUGGCUUGAGUUUAAUGACUCCGAGGUUUCCUUCUUUGAUCCAUCUACCAUACCGUCGGCAUGUUAUGGGGGCUGUGAUAGCAUGGCAAGGGACUCAAUGGGCCAAACAUUUACAGUUAACAAACCGUACAGCGCCUACAUGCUUUUCUAUGAACGCUCAUCCUUUUUGAGAUCACCGAGCGGAAACUUGGGGACUGUCGGUUUCGGAAGGAAAUUGCCCCUUCCCCAUGACCUCGAAUGCGAAAUUCAGGCCGAAAACGAACGUUUUAUACGAAAAUACUGCAUGUUCGAUAGCAGCUAUAUCGAUUUCGUCAAAAAGCUGGCUGAUCAGCACCAUCGACUAAGCAAGACUUCUACCCGCUCGGAACAUCUUGCUGAGAGGAAGGCACUUUUGCUUGCAUUGGAGACGUUCGAGCAGAUAGCAACUAGGUUCAAGGAUCCAGGAGAGGCCGAGGCCUUGCACAGCACAAUCCACACGUAUCUGCUGAGCUGCCCGGAUUGCUGCCUAGAUUUCCUGAACUGGAUAUCAGACAAGGAGGAAGCUGUCAGGAACCUGCUCGUCUGUAACCCUUACCCUAAACCGAGGCAAGCAGUGGCAAGGCUGGUAUUGGUAGCACUAACCCAAUUACGACGGAAACGACCGGGAACUUACGGAGCCGACGAAAUAAAACUUGAGCAUGAUUAUGACGAACGAGGGUCCGACAGUACCUUGUACAAGGUCUGUAGUGCCCUUAUUGAGUCUUGGGACGGUCUCCAGUACACUGCCAAGACCUGGAACGACUAUUUCGGUCUCUUAGCAAACAUCGCAUGUUUAGGACAAUUUGAGAAGUCGACUAUGCUAGAACUAGGGUGUCUCAAGAAAACCCUGCAGCUAUUGGUGAUAGAUCAUUUACCAGCUCCGAAGAAAAAGGAAUUCAUGUUCGACAACUUCACAAAGAUCUGGAGUAAGCGGCGGCCGCCGAUUGGCAAUGCCGGGAGCCUUCUCUGCGAGCUGAUGAGUUUAUGUGACCCCAACUUGCUGCCAUGCCUAGACGACGAUAGGCGCAUUAUCGACGAGCGCUGUGGAAGGUUUCCUCUAACUAGGACAGAGUACGAUUUGUUCACGUUCAGUGACGAUAGGAACGCCAUGACCGCGGUUACAAGGCUGCUGGAGUCUCACAGUGUUAAUGAUGCGAUGGCCAAUCUCGUUUCCAAUAUUGUCGCAUCGGAAGUAGCUCCCAUGGAGGGAGGUAUCCUUGAUCUUCUUAAGUACACGUUGAUCAAUGGGGUUCCAGUUGAUCCCGCUCAGGAAGCGCUCCCCUUUCUCACAUGUCUUACCCAGUUUGUUGCAUGCACCAGGUCCCCAAAUUACGUACGGGAAAUCGUUCGACGGGUCGCUGAGGAAAUUCCUACUAUCGGUACCGAUGGAGGCGCGGAACACCUAGCUUUCUUCCAAGACCUCCUCAAGGUUCGCAACCCAGUUAUCAAGACCAGCAGUACCAGACUCCGAAUCCUCGAGCAGAUAGGGUCUUGGGCGCCUCCGUUAUUAGUUUACUGCGAGGUUGGAGUUCGGGAGGAAACGGAGCUGUUCCUCAACGAGAUACUUUUUGAUACACUUGCGAACGGUGAUCGUCCAAAAUCACGUACAGCGGUUGAAAUGUUGAUGGAUAACUGCUUCACCUACCUCGAGACAAGGUACACAAAACAACGCCACCAAUGCGAUGAAAAGACUUUUGAAAGCAUCCUGAGAGUGCUGGAAAAAUGUGGCGAGUAUCAGAGCGACGAGGAAGUUUUCAAAGCUCGAUAUGAUAGUUUGCGGGUUUUGAUAGAAAAGAUGAUCCUCGAGGAGGAAGAGGACGCUGAUCUAGCCUCCGAUGAAUGGGGAGGAUCCGAGAUCGGCAGUGACACGCACGAGAUGGAAGUGCAACUUGACGAAUAUAACAGUGCUUAGAUGUUAAGAUGCGCGUAUCGACGUGAGGCGAAGGGUGUUGUUGGGAGUAUGGGAGGGGGGAGCAUUACAGUUGUCUGCCUUGCCUAGAUUUUUUUCAUUUUUCCUCUUUUCAUUUUCACUUUUUGCUCUCUUACGCUUUCUCUUUUUCGACAAAAAAAUCGCAACUUGGGGCGUUUGUAUUCUUAGGGUAUGGAUUCUUCUUUUACUAUGAUACUUGAAAUAAAGUUAGGUAGUCAUUGAUUGGGUUUUGUUGUCUCGCUUUGUGAUUCAAACUUUUCUCUCCUCAUUCACCAUGUUUCCUCUAUUUUCAAUCCUUAUUUAACUUGGAUGUUUUUGUUAUUAUCAUCAGAUCGUGGUAUUUGCUCCACGACCGACCCUACUACCCUGGUAGUGUCGAGGCUAGAAAAUGGAAUACUGGAGCAAUGGACGCGGA
Tuber melanosporum (Perigord truffle) is the source of this 3940-nucleotide messenger RNA. RefSeq lists its product as uncharacterized. The transcript has 10 exons. Gene Ontology annotation, molecular function: cysteine-type deubiquitinase activity; cysteine-type endopeptidase activity. The coding region runs from base 1 to 3507 and encodes 1168 amino acids. Lineage: Eukaryota; Fungi; Ascomycota; Pezizomycetes; Pezizales; Tuberaceae. Gene Ontology annotation, cellular component: nucleus; cytosol. The record is from RefSeq and is a predicted model, not a curated record. Gene Ontology annotation, biological process: protein deubiquitination.